Molecule: messenger RNA, 634 nt
Organism: Selaginella moellendorffii
Lineage: Eukaryota; Viridiplantae; Streptophyta; Lycopodiopsida; Selaginellales; Selaginellaceae
Product: G-box-binding factor 1
Exons: 5
Coding region: 96-599 (167 amino acids)
Biological process (GO): regulation of DNA-templated transcription
Cellular component (GO): nucleus
Molecular function (GO): DNA-binding transcription factor activity; sequence-specific DNA binding
Source: RefSeq, a predicted model, not a curated record
AACUCCAACAACAACAACAAUGUAAGGAAUGUUUUAGCCUCGUUCGUCAACACUGCUUUACAAGUUCUCUGCUGCAGAAGAAUGCUUUCCAUCAAAUGGCUAUGGAAGUUUUGGAGAGUAGCAAUACAGCAGGAAUGUUUGGAAGCUGCUCUGGCUCCAUUGAAGCGAAUCCAACGGGAGUACCGAAUACUCUGAUGGAUUACUGGAGCGGAAAUGUUUCCAGAGUACACAGGAAAUCGAAGCACUCGUCAGUGCCAUCGCAGCCGCUGCUCCCGGGGAUGCCAAGCUCGCUGUUGGGGGCUGCUUCCGCUUGCGAUGGUUCUGAUAUGUGGUCACAGGAUGAACGGGAGCUCAAAAGGCAAAGAAGAAAGCAAUCCAACCGGGAGUCAGCAAGGCGAUCGAGAUUGCGAAAGCAGGCAGAGUGUGAAGAACUAAGCACCAGAGUGGAUGCUUUGGCUGUGGAGAACGCGGCACUGAGGAGCGAGUUGGGCCGACUUAUGGAAGAGCGUAACAAGCUCGCACAAGAAAAUGUCACUUUGAUGGAACAAGUGCUAGAAAAAUCACAACACGAGCAAGACACAAUGUUUGCUCCUAGUUAAUUCAUCAUUCAUUAAAUUUAAUACAUAAUUCUUUC